GAUAAUGAUAUGCAAGUGGCAGAAUGAAUGGCAAUCUCGGCUAUUUCUUUGUACGAAGUCAUUCACUAGGUUCAAAUUCACAGUUUCCGUUUUGUUAAGCAUUUCUUAAAUAAUUAAUUAAAUAUGAAACCAGCCACAUCUUCAUCCAGUAAAACCACACCUUCUCCAUCUGCAUCUCCACCCAUUAAAAGAAAAAAAGUGCAAAGUGGGACGGAAUCCCAAAGGAAAGGAUGUACGCUUCUUCUCACAGGUUUGGCAAAAUCUGGAAAAUCUUCAAUUUCCAAUGAGCUAACCCAGAUGCUAAAAAACAGUGGCAAUCCUGUCAAACAACUUGACGGAAAAAAGAUGAGAGGUGGACUCUGCAAAGAGUUGGAUUUGGGCCAACCCCACCAUCGUUCUUCUUUUGUUCAUUUGGUCAGUGAAGCUGCCAAAUUAUUUACAGAGGAAGGCUUCAUCACUAUAAUUAGCAUUGUUGCUCCCCUUUCACAAGAUAGAGAGAAAGCACGACUUUCCCACCAAGAGUCCAAUUUGGCAUUUCUCGACGUUUUUGUGGAUCGUCCCAAAGAGGAAUGCGAGAGAUUAACUGGAUUAUUGAGAAAUGGUUUAAACAUUGGUGCACCUAUUGAUGCCAAUUACGAAGCCCCCACAUCUGCUGAUCUCCAUCUGAAACCAAGCGGGAGAAGCACUGCAUCGAUGUGCAAGGAGAUAGUUGACACUCUUAUAGCAAACAAUAUAAUUCCACAACCACACAUUCCACUUAUGCUCCCACCACCUUCUCCUACUUCUCAUAUGCAACCAAGUCCUUCUCCAUCGUCAAAUUAUGACGCUUCAUCCACUGCAGAGGAUGAUGAUGACGAUGAAUAUGAUGGAAAUGUCAGCAACGUCAAGUUCAAGUUGCCGCAAAAGAAAUCGGCACUACUUGCAAUCUUCAACUACUGCAAAGGAGAAAUUAUCAGGAGGAGAAAGUUACAAAAUAACCAUGCAGAAUUGAAGGACGAAGAUGUGGACAAGGAUCCAAUGUUUCUCAUCAUCAUGAAUGAAUGGAAGAGCCAUUAUGAGACAAAUGUUGGUGAAGAAAGGUUCUUCCCCGUCCUUAUUCCUCAACCAGCAAAGAAAAAAAAAGCUACAUCCACAACUACUCCAAAGAAAGGCACCAAGACGCCAGUAAAAGAGAAACAGGAUGAAUUUAUUCCUUUUUACUGGGACGGAGAAACCAUCAAGUUUGGAAAAAUAGGCCCAAAACAAGCAUUUCCUCCUCAAACGAAAUGUCGACAUUGUUGGCAGGACACAAGACAUUGCAAAACCAUUGGUACAAGCAAUUUACAUUUUGCAGUAUUGCAAGAUAAUCAUGCAUCAGUGACCACCGUCAUGAUGCAACAGCAGCUACGGAAUAAACAGGAGUGGACAAACGAUUUAGUAAGAAAAAUUGGGACUUCAUCUAAUAUGACACUUUUACUCAAAUAUUUGGACACUCACCCUAACACUCUUUUCACUGAGAAAUACGCCAAAUCCCUUACGACAUCUUCAUUGGAAAGGUUGCCAAUAAUACAUACUGUCAAAUUAUCCACUGCCUUAAUCUGCCUCGUCCGUAACUUGAAGAGAUUAGAAGAUGUAACCCUCAUUCAACCCCAUGAACUACUUCAAAGUCGAAUCGACAUGAAGUCUGCUAAUUUGGAUGUGAUUGAGCGAACAUUAAAUGAAAACGGCAUUACUUUUACCGUGAGUGAUGAUGAAACUCAACCACCAUUGAUGAAUGAAGAUGUUUUCUCCUGGGGUUUACCCUACGUGUAUUGUGGAAAUGAGCCUGAUAGUACAAUCAGUAUCGGAUUGAAAGUUGCAACUGGUGGUUCAGUUGGAAGUGAUUAUACCCAUAGCGAUGCUUUCUCUGCCGGAAUUCUGUACCAAACUCCAUUGACCCCUACUCAAGUCGAAAUUGCAGAUUUCGUCGCCCCUACUACUCCUCGAGAUACGUGGACCUCUCAACAAGUAACACUUGUUGAUGCGAAACCGGCUCUUCGGGAAAAAGUUGCGGCUGAUUGUAAGAGGAAGGAAGCAUUAGGAAUUACAGCUCUUUUGAUUGCACAAAUGAAAGGCGAAUCCCGUGAUGGCAUCUCUAUUAUUCGGAACAACCAACACUAUGAGCAUAUCAAUACUGCAGAAGAGGGAGAUCUUUUGUACAUACAACAAGUGUUCAAAUUCUUAACAGGCCGUGCACUCUCUAUUUCUACUACUAAUUCAAAUGAUUUGAGUUUCAAUGAUGAAUUUAUUAAUUGAGUCAGUACUUAUUCUAUGAAUUGUUAAUAAAUGAAAUCACAUACCUUGGACAAGUUCAGGUACAAGAGUUCGAUGACCGGCAGCAAGAGUUGACACGCCUACCACGUGUACGUCAGCGUCUACAGCUUGCUGAGCAACUUCAUCUUUAAGUACAUAGAUAAAAGUAUUAAUAUACUGUGUACAAGAAUAUGUUAAUAUAUACAAAAUUUAAGCUUGGAGGUUGAAAAGCUAUUGAUUCUGUAAGGAUCAGUAGAAAACCAGCGAAUUAAUCUGCUGGACUAGGCCUAAAGUUAUUAUUAAAGGAAUGCAAAUAGUAGCUCAUCAUUGACGGUGUCUAAAUUUCCGCUUAUAAACCCCCAGAUUUCAUUAGGACUACCUGGCGUUUGAAACAGUGGACCAAUAUCAACAUCAAACCUAAAAGUUAACGUAAACACCCAUAAUGAUUUUAACCUCUGCAAAUAUGAUAUGUAAAAUUUAUAAUGCUAUAAUUAAAUAAAGUAUUUUAAUAGUACCCUAAAUCCGCAAAACCAGUUGCAAUGACCUAGAAAUAGGAAGACUUAAAUAUAGUAAUGAAUAUAUCAAAUAUAACAAACUUGUAUAUUUUACUUCUGUACCUUAGCACCUCGGUCGUGCCCGUCUUGGCCCAUUUUGGCAACAAGGAUUCUAGGACGUCUCCCUUCAACAUCUUGAAACUCAUCAAUCUAUAAAACAUAAUGAAAUCCAAUUCAUACUAUGUAUACCUAGGAUUAUAUGCCAAAUAAAAUUAUUUACCCGA
Molecule: messenger RNA, 3049 nt
Organism: Folsomia candida
Lineage: Eukaryota; Metazoa; Arthropoda; Collembola; Entomobryomorpha; Isotomidae
Exons: 7
Coding region: 124-2274 (716 amino acids)
Biological process (GO): sulfate assimilation
Molecular function (GO): adenylylsulfate kinase activity
Source: RefSeq, a predicted model, not a curated record